AGACUGGGAUGAGGAAGAAACUGAUCUGUCAUCUAUACGUAUUCUUGGGAAAAGCAACUACUCCACAGAAAAAUCAAGGCAGGGGGAGGACACACUGAGCAGGUAUGGAAAUGUUCUGGAUUUCAGUCAACCCAAUGGAAAAGAAGAUACACCUUUAAACCUAAACAAGACUGCAGCCUAUCAAGAGCCAUCACGAACCGCCUCUGCCAAACAACAUUAUCUGAGGCAGUCUAGAUAUUUGCCUGGCGUUAGUACAAAGAAGAACGGUGCCAUGAAUGCAAGUAAAGACUUCACUGAAAGCCUUCUUUGGGGCAGCAGUAGUAUUCCAUAUGGAGGGACUCUGCCAAGUAGAGGCGCUCAUGGUACAAAUACAAUCCCAGGUGGGUACAUGCCAUCAUUUUACAAGAAAGAUAAUGGCUCUGCUGGUCACAGAGGACGUCAGAGUGUUUCAGUAGAAACGACAGCAUCAAAUUAUGCAACAUGGCGGUCUGGUCGGAGUCAGAUCAACACCUGUGCCAACAUGCCGGUGUCCAACAAGAGCACUCCUGUUCUGCUGCCUCGCCCGCCACUACAAACCGUUCACGGGAGAACAGACUGGUCUGCCAAAUACGGACACCGUUAGGGCUUCUCUGGAGCUCUGAUUUGUUGCCUAAGAACUCUUUCUCCUCCAAAGAGCAGGCCUACAGUAGUUGUUUUUUAACCUAAAUAUGUACAUGAAUCUUACAUAGCAAUAAGUUUUGUUUCAACAUGUAUUCUAUGAAUGCUGUGAGUUAUGUAUUUAAAUGUAUGGGUAAAUGCAGCCACAAUUUGCUCCUAAGUGUUUGACUGUAUCUUUCUGUAAUAUAACUGAUUUUGUGGAGAGGUUACACCCUCAAUUUUGUAUUAUUGAGUGUUCAUCUAAACAACAAUAUGCAUAUUAUAAUUUUUUUUAAACCUUCACAGUGAAU
Molecule: messenger RNA, 947 nt
Organism: Melanotaenia boesemani (Boeseman's rainbowfish)
Lineage: Eukaryota; Metazoa; Chordata; Actinopteri; Atheriniformes; Melanotaeniidae
Product: serine/threonine-protein kinase ICK-like
Exons: 5
Coding region: 272-622 (116 amino acids)
Source: RefSeq, a predicted model, not a curated record